Messenger RNA from Neomonachus schauinslandi (Hawaiian monk seal), 416 nucleotides. It is a transcript of the gene CCL1, whose product is annotated as C-C motif chemokine ligand 1. Gene Ontology annotation, molecular function: chemokine activity; CCR chemokine receptor binding. Gene Ontology annotation, cellular component: extracellular region. Gene Ontology annotation, biological process: lymphocyte chemotaxis; chemokine-mediated signaling pathway; cellular response to tumor necrosis factor. The coding region runs from base 30 to 314 and encodes 94 amino acids. NCBI's taxonomy places the organism in Eukaryota, Metazoa, Chordata, Mammalia, Carnivora, Phocidae. The transcript is spliced from 3 exons. The record is from RefSeq and is a predicted model, not a curated record.
GCCAAGAGGUGUGAGCCACACUGUGCAGGAUGAAGCUCGUCACCAUGGCCCUGGCGUGCAUGCUGCUGGCUGGGAUGUGGCUUCGAGACGUGGAAGGCAGGAACAUGCAUGUGUCAUCCUCCAACUGUUGUUUCGUCUUUGUGGAGAGAAAGAUUCCCCAGCAGAUAAUCCAGUGUUAUAAACGCACCAGCUCCACCUGCUCCCGCAGGAGUCUAAUAAUCAAGCUGAGGGGCGGCAGAGAGACAUGUGUCUUGGAGACAGCCUCAUGGGUUAAACAUCAUUUAAAAACUAUGAAACCAUGCCCACUAAAGUAAAUGUGGGAGGAUUUCUUUCCAUCCUGGACUCCGAAGACGGCGUGGCUUCACCUGUCCCCCCAACCCCCCACCCCACACCCGUCCUUCUGCCCAGCUUUGCCA